AUGGAACUGCUUACACAUUGGUUGAGAAUAAUUGAGGGUAAGAGAUAUCUCGAACUGUUCAAGUGUAUCUAUCUAUCUCAGUCUAUUCAAAUGUAUCUAUCUCUCCAUUUGUCUAUUUCAGUCUGUUCAAAUCAAUCUAUCUCUUUAUUUGUCUGUCCCAUUCUGUUCAACUCUAUCUAUUUCUGUCUGCUCAUUCUCUAUCUAAAAGGCUGGAAGGUACAAAAGCUGAAAUGUUGUGAUAAUUUAAAUUUGGACUAUCUAUCUAUCUAUCUAUCUAUCUAUCUAUCUAUCUAUCUAUCUAUCUAUCUAUCUAUCUAUCCAUUCAUUUUCUUUAUCUAUCUAUCUAUCUAUCCAUUUUCUUUAAUCUAUCUUUAUCUAUCUAUCCAUUUUCUUUAUCUAUCUAUCUCUGUCUAUUUCUAUCUAUCUAUCUAUCUAUCUAUCUAUCUAUCUAUCUAUCUAAGUCUCAGCUGUCUAUUUCUAUCUAUCUAUCUAUCCAUUUUCUUUAAUCUAUCUUUAUCUAUCUAUUCAUUUUCUUUAUCUAUCUUCUUUACUCUAUCUAUCCAUUUUCUUUUAUCUAUCUAUCCAUUUUCUUUAUCUAUCUUCUUUACUCUAUCUAUCCAUUUUCUUUAUCUAUCUAUCUAUCUAUCUAUCUAUCUAUCUAUCUUCUUUAUCUAUCUAUCCAUUUUCUUUAUCUAUCUCAGUCUCAUCUUAGCUGUCUAUUUCUAUCUAUCUAUCUAUCUAUCUAUCUAUCUAUCUAUCUAUCUAUCUAUCUAUCUAUCCAUUUUCUUUAUUCUAUCUAUCUCUCUGUCUCAGUCUGAUGGAAAACACGGGCUGAAACGUUGUGAUAAUUUAAAUUUGGAUUAUCUAUCUAUCUAUCUAUCUAUCUAUCUAUCUAUCUAUCUAUCUGACUCUAUCCAUUUCACUCCGCUCAUUAUCUAUCUAAAAAGUUGGAAGGCACAACAGCUGAAACGUGAUAAUAACAAGAAAGACAAAGAUAAUAAGUCCAAUUUUGAUGCUCUAAAAAUAAUUGACCAACAUCUAUCUAUCUAUCUUAUUGAUUUGGGGAUGUUUUUACGUAACCAGAUGUAG
Messenger RNA from Acanthosepion pharaonis, 1089 nucleotides. The record is from the annotation of a GenBank genome assembly. NCBI's taxonomy places the organism in Eukaryota, Metazoa, Mollusca, Cephalopoda, Sepiida, Sepiidae.